AUGAAUGAAGAACAAGUCAAAAUUGCCAAUCAAUUGGCAAGGAAAAUUAAAUUUAUGGUCACUUCUCUCAAUGCUAUGAGGACAUUUGCAGCUGAAAGUCCAGAUGUCAUCAACAGGUAUCAAGUUCACAGUCGAAUAGAUGAACUAAAUGCCAUGGGUCAGGCAUUUGAGGAAAUGCAAGACAAGUUGGAACUGUUGGAGGAAAAACCUGAUGAGAAUUGUAAGAAUUGUAGAACGACUCAACUUUCAAUCAAUAAUAAUGGAUGUAAAGGCAUGCUUGAAAGGAAUAACUGGACCUCAUUCAUAGACAGUUUUAAUGCCGUAUUCCACAAUCACCCUGACUUGGAACCCGUACAGAAAUUCCAAUUUCUAAAAUCACAUUUAACUGGGAAUGCAAGUGACGUUGUGAAAACCAUUCCUCUCACGAAUGACAAUUACAAUCAAGCGUAUGCUAAGCUAGCUGAGCGAUAUGAAAAUCCAGGACUCAUCAUUCAGUCCCAUAUCCGAGCUCUGUUUGACACACCAAAGGUACAGUAUGCAUCAGCAAGUCAACUACAUCAAUUACACCACCACGUGGUCACUAACGUACGUGCCUUGGAGUCGCUGAAACAACCAGUUAAGCAAUGGGAUGCAUGGUUAGUAACAUUGUUAUGCUGUCGGCUCGAUAAUAUCACUGUGUCUGAAUGGCAAUUAAGACAAACAUCAAAACAGUUGCCUACAUUCACUGACUUGGAGCAAUUUCUAUCAAAUAGAGUAAAUGCUUAUGAGGCAGGUGAAAUAGCAAUUGGGUCAGCAGUCAAUGACAAGUACUCAAAAGUUAAGGCAACAAAAAACCAAAGUACUAAGACAUGUUUUGUUGCUCAAGAAAUAAAAAACAGUCAGUGUCCAAUCUGCAGUUAUAAACAUGAAAUAUAUAGAUGCUUUAAGUUCAAGAAUAUGACUGUCUCAGAGCGUCAAGAAGCUGCUCGAAAACAAAAUUUAUGUUUUAACUGCUUAUCAACUGGACACUCUUAUUCAAGUUGUAUAGCUGGGAAAUGUAAAAAUUGUAGCAAGAAACACAAUACUCUGCUACACAAGGAUACAAUUUCAAACACUGAACCAAAUCAACAAACACCGGCACAGUCAAGUCCAGAUACACCUACUUCUGCUGUUGAGCCUCAAGGAGCCCCUCGAGUACUUUGUGCACAUAGUCAGAAUAACAGUCAGGUACUACUUGGAACAGCAAUAGUGAAUAUUGAAAAUAGUACAGGUACAAUGCCUAUCUGUGGAGUUGGAUCUUCUGUGAUGAACACUUCAAGCUGGAUAUAUGGACAAGUGCAUUCAUUACAUUUCAAAUACUCAAAAAAGGUAGAAAUGUCCAUCAUCAAUGCAAUUACACAUCAACUUCCUGCAGUAUAUAUUGAUGUCAGCCAAUGGAAAUUACCAGAGCAGGUUCAAAAUAACCUAGCUGAUCCAGAUUUUUAUAAACCAGGUAACAUUGAUCUGUUAUUGGGAGCAGAAUUGUUCUUCGACCUGCUAGGCAAUGAACAAUUAAAAGUAAACAAUCAAUUAGUUACUAUUCGCAACACCAAGCUAGGGUGGAUAGUAUCUGGAAGGGUAAAUUCAGCUCAACACCCGGUACCAUCAAUGUGUUUAGUGUCAUCAAUCUAUAACAAUGACGACAAACCUUCUAUCUUGUGCAACGAAGCAGUUAAAUGCGAGGAACAUUUCAAGUCCACAUAUACUAGAACCAAAGAAGGCCGUUUCAGUCUCAAGCUUCCCAUCAAGGACAUAUCAAUUCUAGGAUCCUCGUAUGAAAUGGCUCGUCGACGUUUCUUUAGUUUGGAAAAACGACUGUCGCAAAACGAUGAGUUACGUUCAAAAUAUAUCACAUUUUUACAGGAAUAUGAAGCAUUAGGGCACAUGUCACAAAUUAAAAAUGUUGAUGCCGUACAUACCAACUGUUAUUAUCUCCCACAUCAUGCAGUGCUGAGAGCAGAGAGCCUCACAACAAAAACAAGAGUUGUCUUUGAUGCAUCAGCCAAGACCACCAGUGGUAAAUCUCUAAAUGAUGUGUUGAUGAAUGGUGGAGUUGUCCAAGAUGAUUUGGUGUCAAUAUUAUUACGGUUUAGAAUGCACAAGUUUGUCAUGACUGCAGACAUUGAAAAAAUGUACAGACAGAUAUUAAUUGACCCAGAACAUAGGACCUACCAAAGAAUACUAUGGAGAGACUCACCGAAAAAGGAAUUGCUACAUUUCCAACUCAAUACAGUAACUUAUGGAACAACAUCUGCUCCAUUUCAAGCUACUCGGUGUUUACAAGAACUUGCAAAUAUAAGUGAAGCAGAACAUCCACAGGCUGCUCAAGUAAUCAAACAAGAUUUUUAUGCUGAUGACCUGAUAACAGGUUCUCACUCAAUUAACAAUUGUCAAGAAAUCCAAAGAAAGGUCACCAUGAUACUCCAGUCAGCAGGAAUGACUCUUCGAAAGUAG
This is a messenger RNA of Aphis gossypii (cotton aphid), 2472 nucleotides long. RefSeq lists its product as uncharacterized. The record is from RefSeq and is a predicted model, not a curated record. Bases 1 to 2472 code for a protein of 823 amino acids. Lineage: Eukaryota; Metazoa; Arthropoda; Insecta; Hemiptera; Aphididae. The transcript is spliced from 3 exons.